Messenger RNA from Hipposideros armiger (great roundleaf bat), 1899 nucleotides. RefSeq names its product ring finger protein 166 (gene RNF166). Bases 89 to 766 code for a protein of 225 amino acids. The transcript is spliced from 7 exons. The record is from RefSeq and is a predicted model, not a curated record. Gene Ontology annotation, biological process: ubiquitin-dependent protein catabolic process; protein polyubiquitination. NCBI's taxonomy places the organism in Eukaryota, Metazoa, Chordata, Mammalia, Chiroptera, Hipposideridae. Gene Ontology annotation, molecular function: ubiquitin protein ligase activity.
AGCGCGGCGCCGUCGCGGCCGUGACGCGCUGGCCGGGCCGGGCCGGGCCGGCCGGGAUAACGGCAGCGGCGGCGGGCCUGGCCCUGGGAUGGCGAUGUUCCGCAGCCUGGUGGCCUCGGCUCAGCAGCGGCAGCCGCCGGGCGGGCCCGCGGGCGGCGAUAACGGCCUGGAGGCGCAGUACAGCUGCCCCAUCUGCCUAGAGGUCUACCACCGGCCUGUGGCCAUCGGCAGCUGCGGCCACACGUUCUGCGGGGAGUGCCUCCAGCCAUGUCUGCAGGUGCCGUCCCCUCUAUGCCCCCUGUGCCGCCUGCCCUUCGACCCCAAAAAGGUGGACAAGGCCACCCACGUGGAGAAGCAGCUCUCGUCCUACAAGGCGCCCUGCCGGGGCUGUAACAAGAAGGUGACACUGGCCAAGAUGAGGGUGCACAUUUCCUCCUGCAUGAAGGUCCAGGAGCAGAUGGCCAACUGUCCCAAGUUUGUCCCUGUGGUGCCCACGUCCCAGCCCAUUCCCAGCACUGUCCCCAACAGGUCCACCUUCACCUGCCCUUACUGUGGCGCCCGAAACCUGGACCAGCAGGAGCUGGUGAAGCACUGUGUGGACAACCACCGCAGCGACCCCAACCGUGUGGUGUGCCCCAUCUGCUCGGCGAUGCCCUGGGGUGACCCCAGCUACAAGAGCGCCAACUUCUUGCAGCACCUGCUCCACCGGCACAAGUUCUCCUAUGACACCUUUGUGCCAGAGACGAAAGGACAGCUCUUGCUCUGAGUGCCCACCCCUCCCACAGACUCACUGGGCAAGGACUACAGCAUCGAUGAGGAAGCCGCCUUCCAGGCCGCCCUGGCCCUGUCUCUCUCCGAGAACUGAAGGCGCAGCCCGGCCACUGGGACCAAGCCUUCCCACCUCAAGGAACAGGGCUAUGCUGGCUCUCUGUGGUCCAGCGCCUGCACUGGAAUGCACCUUGUGGGCCAGAUGGGGCCUCCAUCAUUGCAGGCGGAGAGGCAGUCCCCAAGAUUGCCAGGGUCUGGGAGAGACCACUGUCCCCUCGCCGUCACAGGAUGGCCGCCUGUGCUCCUGGCCGAGCGUGGCUGGUUUCUUCGGUGCUUCGGGCCGAGCAGACGUCCCGUUGGGACUGAGGCAGUCGGAUGUCUGUCUCUCUCAAAGCCAUGAUGUCCUCCCCGUAUGGAGGGGAAGCCCCGGUGACACCCGGCCGGCCGCCAGCGUCUGGCAACACAACCCCCUGCGCACCUGGUACUGGCUUUGUGAUAACUAGAAAUUCUGGCAUUUUUCUAUAUUAUCCAGUGUGAUAACCUUUUCACAUUUUAUAGAGCAAAGACAAGCAGUUACUCUUCAUAUUGCAAUAUCUGUGUUUGACUAGGAACAAUAGUAUUUUUAUGGAACAUUUACAAAAUUAUAUUUUUUAAAAAAACAAUAAAAAACAAACAGUUGUGGGAUCGAGCUGGGGAGAGGAGGAGAGAUAGGGCAAAUGCUGGAGCCAAAAUGAACUGUGGGGUUUCGCGUAUGUACAUGGGACGGAGGUGGCCACAUCCCAGGUCAUCUCAGGUGUUUUCCAGGGUUCCUGUGGUUGGUUUGUCAUUUCCCUUGGAUAACAACCAGGAAGAAAUCCCAAUGCCCUGGCCCAUGGCGGUGACCGCUGGGCUGUUCUGGGACCUCCCCCUGCCUGGGUUCCUGCCCUCAGACGCCUUUCCAGAGCUGACCACAUCCCGCCUCAGGCAGGGCCACCCUCAGUGGUAGCAGAGCUCCUGGGGGAACCUGGGGAGGGGCCUUGUGCAAUGGUGGGCCAGGCCAGAAAAUGCUGGUCAGUACUCUUGUUUGGUUCAUGGCAUAAAUUAUUGCUGUCUUUUAAAAAAAUUUAAAUAAAAUGUUUCAAAGCAUCUAUA